CUUGCAGACGAACUGGGCAAGAAGGAGAAGGCAGCGCGAAGGCUGGAUGGCUUGAUAUGGCCAGAAGUGUGUAGAUCUGUGCUUGCAACACACGCCUUCUCUGAUAUUGCUCUCGUUCUUUCGUUAUGCAUGAGGAUGCAUGACGUGACAUCAGCAUCUCUCCUCCUGCUUUCCUUCAUCGCCGGCAUCUCCCUCGCCGAUGGCUCUGCAGCCUCUUUGCAUCCACGGCGGCCGUCCUCCUUCCUCCAGCCACUUCCUCCUUGCUGUCAGCAGCGGCUAAGGCUCACAACCACCCGGCUGCACGCAGAGGAGAGGCCACGCGCGAGGAAGAAGGUCGACUCUGCGUACUAUCUGCCGUCAGAUCCUGGGCAGUUCGUCAAGUCGGUAAGAAGCCCUGCGCGCUGACAGGUGCCUGACCGGUGAGAUGAAUGUGUGUUCGCUCGUUUCUGGUGUGGUAUGUGGCCUGCUUGUCAGGUGGAUAGCAAGCGUGUCAAGAGGAAGCCGAAGCUGGAGAGUGCAUGGGACGAGCCGGAGCCGGCAUAUGCAGAAGAGCAAGAGCCGCAGGAGGAGUGGCCACCGGCGACAGCCACCAGGCCACCACCAUCACCACAAGCAGCGGAGCCUGCCGAGAAGAAGAAGCCUUUGAUGACUAUAUUCGGUAUGAUCGAUAUGGUUGAAUGUGCACACACCCAACACGUGUGCCUGCCUGCCUAUGUGUGUGUGUGUCAGGUGUGGAUCUGUCAGUGCCUAGUGUGAGGGCUGCCUCCAGCAGAGGGAGGCAGGUCAGAGAGGCCAUCGAGACUCUGCCCGCCACACCCAGCACACCCACCGCACCCAUCCCACCAGCCCCACCGACCCCACCGGCCAGACCAACCCCACCGGUCCCACCGUUGAGACGGAUCGCACCGACGACACCGCGUGAACCCGGGGAUCAGUACUAUCAAGAGACGGUGCCUCGCGCGGCGCCUGAUGCGUUUGUUACGAAGAGGCGACGGCCGCCUGCGGAUAUUACGUUUGAGAGAUAUGUGGUGGGCAGCAGGGCUGUCAGGAAGGCAUAUGCAGGUAUGUAUGGAUCUCUCUCUCUCUCUCUCUGUGUGUGUGUGUGUGUGUGCGUCCGUCAGGCCUUCUCGGAGGAGGAUGCAGAAAUCGCAGAGCUUGAGGCAGAGGUGAGGGAGAGGAAACCACACAUGUGUUUAUGUGUAUCUGUGUGUGUUGCCUUGUGCUGUCUUGUCUGUGUGUGUGCAGGUGUCCGGUCUGCAGCGUGAGUUGUCUUCGAUCAACGCGGCCGCAGCGGAGAAUAUGAAGCUCAAAGCUGAGCCGGGAUUCUACUUCAAGUACACACACAUGCACAGACAGACAGACAGACACGCAGAGACAGGCAGACAGCGACGAUUGCUUGUGUCACGGUUGGUGUUGGUUCAGUGUUGAGUAUCUGAAGGAGGAGAUCGACAUCAAGAAGGAACUGCUCAAGGCGCUCAAGAAGAAGAAAGACGAAAGAGGUGAGUACGUAUGUGUGUACAUAUAUGUACAAAUGUGUACGAACGUAUGCGUGUAUAUGUAUACAAACGUGUACGUGUACAUGUACAUGUACAUAUGUAUGCGUGUACGUAUGCGUCCAUGUGUACAUAUAUGUACGUAUGACAUAUAUGUACGUAUGUACGUAUGUAUGUAUGUACAUGUACAUAUUUGUAUGUAUAAAUGUCUGUACGUUUGUGUAUGCGACGUGUGUAUGUGAUCUGUGUCUCCGUUGCAGCUUUCGAAGUGGGCAGAAUUGCCAAAAGGCAUCGUAAGCAGCGGCUGAAUGCGACACACACGCAUCCAUCCGUCCACACGCCGGUGUUCUGUAUGUGUUGGUUGGUUCAGGUGACAAGGUGGAUUUUCUGAUGCGAACCGAAGAGAUCAGAAUUAAGAGAGGACGCUUUUGACCCCCUGAGCGAAGAGAGUGAGUGAGUG
Messenger RNA from Vitrella brassicaformis, 1953 nucleotides. The record is from the annotation of a GenBank genome assembly. Lineage: Eukaryota; Vitrellaceae.